CACCCAAGGAUAACCAUUCAUUCAUAACUUUACCACCACAGACUGGUUUUGCUGGGUUCUCACCUUACGUGAAGAUUAUAUUGUAUUUUAGUUGUUAUGGACCAGACAACCAAUCACACAUUGUCCAAAAUCCAAAAGGAACAGAGCGGUGCAAAUAAAAUCUUCACACCUGGUGGACACCUGCUCCCCCGCCUGAAGUACGUGGUCGGUGUAGAGAGGAGGGCUCCGCUGGCUUUUCUUCCCGGAUUGGGGCACAGAUGUCCCGUGCUGCUUCAUUGCACUGCUAACCUCUCUUGGACACUUUUCCACACUGUUACUUAAAGAGCUUCCUUGGUGCUCUUCCUGGCUGCGGAGGAUUCCGUAGUGUGUACCGGCCGUGACGUAGGCGGGCAGGACCUCAGCCGCAGAUGUUCAGGUUGAUUUCUCUUCCUUCGCUCCGGGGAAGAGUCCCAUGAUUUGUAACCUAGGUCUGGUGGUGAAUAACCUGGUGUCAUCUCUCUUGUGUGUCUGCGAGGCCAACACUCAGGAGCAAGUUUUCUGGGUCACAGGGUUCAUAUAACUCCGGUUUUGAGAAAUGUGGCCCCACGUGCUUCCCUCGGGGUUGUCGCAAUCCACACCCCUCCCGGCGGGCUGGGGAAAUCCUUCUUGCUCCAGAGAACCCUGAUCUGACCUUGACCCUCCUGCCUCCUGAAGACUCAAGGGAUUGGAAGUGAGACUGAGCACCGCAGUGGGAGGGAACCACAGGGAAAAGUCCUGGCGGGGCAACACGACCUGGCCGAGGCUGGAGGGGUUCUCAGCGCCUUGCGGGAGCGGGGUCACCUUUUUUAGUCCUGAGGACAGAAGCAGCCACGCGGGAGGGUGCGGGCUGGGACAGGGGAGCGGCAGAAUGCACUUUGUGUUUUCCGACUGUUUUCUCUCCCUCUCUCUCUGGUGGCCGCUUCCUUGGUGAGAAUUCUGCACUCCGCCAAGAUAGAUCAGGUUCCCUAGAAAUCCCAGCACUGAUCACGGUUGUAAUUAGGUGAUUAGCUCAUUCAGUGUGAUACUGUUUUUGUGGGAGACGCCGUGCCGUUUUGUUCUUAGAGAAAAUUCACAUAGCAUAAAACUCCCUGUUGUAAGCAUCCAUGGGUUUUUACGUUUUAGAUAGUUGCCCAUAGAAAACAUUUUUCUGCGGUAGAUGUGUUUGAGAGAACCCCCUACACGCCUGUGUGUGCUCACCACCCCGCCUUCACACCUCCCCUAUGUUAACCCUUUGUCCUUCCACUGGGCCAGCAGUGUCUCCUGUGUCCCAGAUAAAUUAAGGAGAGCAAACGAGUGAGAACGCAGAGGGGAUGAGAGCUGUGCGUGGAAGCCUGGCCAGAGCCCUCUAGUUGUGCAGCAACUUGGGGACCCAAGGACUCAAGCUCUCAAGGCCCAAGGACUCCUGGGGACAUGGCUGGGACAUGCUGAGAGUUGGGGAGGCAGGGCCUCAGGUGCUAGAGAGAAGCCACUCUGACUGGGAGACUUGCUGUCCUCUAGUCCUGCAGGACCUCAGGCAAAUUGGGGACCCCUCUGGGUCUCUGUGGACCACCCCCCCAAGAAGGGCUGCUGGGCAGAUGGCUCCACCAGCCCCGCCCCUUCCUUCUCUCUCUCCCUCUAAAGUUCAUGUAAUGAAAUUUACCAUUUCCGCCAUUUUUAAACGCAGCAUGAAGUGGCCAUUACAAACACUGAUGACAUUGCGUAACUGGCCAGCACCUAGUUCCAGAAUGUGUUCAUCACCCCAGAUGGAAACUGAACGCCUCAGGGGGUCAGUCCUGGUCGCUCCCUGCCCCCAGCAGCCACCAGUCUGCUUCCUGCCUCGGGCUUGAUGCCUGCGGACAGUUCAUAUACACGGGCUCGCACAGUGUGGGGCCUUCAGCGACUGGCCCCUCUCCCAGAGCGCAGCGAUUCCGAGGUUCAUGCAUGAUGUCCCACAGAGCAGCACUCCGUUCCUUUCUAUGGGGGGAUAACAUUCCUCUGUGAGGGACCCCAGCCUUCCUGUCUAGGACCUGUAGGGGUUGUGCAGCCUGGGCAUUGCACAUAGGGGUAAACUGAGUUUCAGAGGCCGAGUGGGAGGAGUCCAACCUGAAGGAACUCAGCUCCAGGCUCUUUUGUCCUCAGGAAUCAAAUCAGCUUGCUGUUAGCUGCUGGGGGCCCUUGGAUGGGUCCCUUCAGGCCUCAGUUUCUCCCCCGAGUGCUGGGCGAGGAUCGCAGUUGCAGCCUGCAAUGUGGCAGGAGAGAGGGUGACCUUGAGGAAGGAGAAGGCUUCCCAGGGCCCUGGGACAGUGAGGCUGGGAGCACCGGGGCGAUCAAGGUCAGAGAAGGUUUUUUGGAAUGUGAUCUCACGGCUGAGUAGGACACACUAAGAAAGAAACGGAUUCCAGGGACCGGGAACCGCAGAUACAGUGGCCUGCAGGUGGGAGGACGAUGGUUUCCAAAGCCCCGUGUGGGACCCUCAAGGGUCUAUGUACAGGGACGCUGGGUGUGCAGAGAAGCCCCUGGCCCAUCUGACCCUGUUCCCUCAGCACCUCUGCCCAACCCCAGGACAUGGCGGCUGUGGGGCCCAACCUGGGCCGAGUCCUCCCCGGAUCAUCCAUCCUAUUCCUGUGCGACAUGCAGGAGAAGUUCCGCCAUAUUGCAUACUUCCCCCAGAUUGUCUCUGUGGCUGCCCGCAUGCUCAAGGUGGCCAGGCUCCUGGAGGUGCCUGCUGUACUGACAGAGCAGUAUCCAGUAGGCCUGGGCCCCACGGUGCCUGAGCUGGGGGCUGGAGGCCUGCGGCCAGUGGCCAAAACUUGCUUCAGCAUGGUCCCCGCAGUGCGGCAGGAGCUGGACACCCGGCCCCAGCUGCGUUCUGUGCUCCUCUGUGGCAUCGAGACACACGCCUGCAUCCUGAACACAGCCUUGGACCUCCUGGAUCGCGGGCUGCAGGUCCACGUGGUGGUGGACGCCUGCUCCUCUCGCAACCAGGUGGACAGGCUGGUGGCACUGGCCCGGAUGCGGCAGAGUGGGGCCUUCCUCUCCACCAGCGAAGGGCUGAUUCUGCAGCUCGUGGGAGACGCUGCCCACCCCCGGUUUAAGGAGAUCCAGAAGAUCAUCAAGGAGCCUGCCCAGGACAGCGGGCUGCUGGGCGUCUUCCAAGGCCCCAACCCCCUCUUCCGCUGAACUCCUCACCCCAAGACCACCCUCCUGUCAGCGGGACCUCAGUGGAAUCGCUUCGCCCCCAUCCUUGGCUCCCAAGAGUGGUGCAGUCCACCGGGAGUACCACCUCCUCUGGAGGGGAGGUGGAGCGCUACCUUGCCAUUGGACCAAAGCGCCCGGAAAUGCAAAUAAGACUCCUGGAAGCUGGGUGGCGGUUGGCUGAGCUGAGCUGGGGGUGGGGCUAGGCCCCGGGCCACUUCACGGGGUGGGGAGGGGCAGGGGAGGGAGUGU
This is a messenger RNA of Enhydra lutris kenyoni (northern sea otter), 3444 nucleotides long. RefSeq names its product isochorismatase domain containing 2. The record is from RefSeq and is a predicted model, not a curated record. NCBI's taxonomy places the organism in Eukaryota, Metazoa, Chordata, Mammalia, Carnivora, Mustelidae. The coding region runs from base 2563 to 3177 and encodes 204 amino acids. Gene Ontology annotation, cellular component: cytoplasm. The transcript has 5 exons.